Molecule: messenger RNA, 2072 nt
Organism: Pelmatolapia mariae (spotted tilapia)
Lineage: Eukaryota; Metazoa; Chordata; Actinopteri; Cichliformes; Cichlidae
Gene: fgf12a
Product: fibroblast growth factor 12a
Exons: 6
Coding region: 913-1848 (311 amino acids)
Biological process (GO): regulation of voltage-gated sodium channel activity
Cellular component (GO): cytoplasm; nucleus
Molecular function (GO): growth factor activity; sodium channel regulator activity
Source: RefSeq, a predicted model, not a curated record
CACAGUAUUCAUUCGGGACUCGCUGGAAAUAAUGCUUAGGUCACUUUAUUAUUUGUGCGCUACAAUGAAAAGCACUCCGGCGUGUGUUCGCCUCAACUAAUUGUUGCUUUUCAGACGGGAAUCACUCCCUGCAGGCUUAAAUUACAUCUCUGCAGCAUCCUUGCAGAGUAGCCUCUGCUCGCCGAUUCCAUUUUUUCCCCGACUGCAUUUAAGCGGUGCCAUCGACGGAACCUGAGACUGGUUCACAUACACGGGCUCCUACACCGCAUCCUGGACCGGCAUCGGACGAUCUCUUUGAGCAUGGAGUAAAAAGAUCAUUACGGAAAGAAAAAGUUAGUAGUCUUCUCCACGCACGAGCAGUGCCCCUGGGUUUGGGUUUAAUGCUUAUCGAAAGGCGUCAGGAACCCAGAGGGUAGGCUGGUGUGCAGAUGAGGAAAACGAUGUCGUGCUCGUCAGCCGCGGCGCUGUUCACCUGGAAUACCUGAAGCGCUCUCUCCUAUGGCACGCAGCAGCAUCAACUUAGAAACACUGUUGCAUGUUUUCAUGUCUGAUAUCUGGGCCCCUUUGGCCUAACCCUUAGAUAUUUUAUAUAAGAUCGGUUGCUGUUGAUUUUAUAAGCCCGAGUGUCGAAGCAAAACUCGCAGCAGCUAAUCAUAUUUAUAGAUAUAUAUCUAAAUAUUCUCUACUGUCCCCACAAGAGGAUGCUGCCCGAAGCGCAAUGAUGCCCUGGACUCGAAGGAUUUUCGUGAUCAGUAUGACAUUUAGUUAAAAAAAAAAAACCCAACAAACUCGUGGACCUAAGGACAGAAUCAACGUUCUUAUUUUUUUUAUUUCCGCCACACGCCAAUUACCUACAGUGAGAUCCGACAUCUGCCGAAGUAGACUUUCCGUUUUCAGACUCGGUUCGGGGAGAUGGCCGCGAUCGCCAGCUCCCUGAUCCGGCAGAAACGCCAGGCGAGGGAAUCCAACAGCGACCGGGUCUCGACUUCGAAACGUCGCCCCAGCCCCAGCAAAGACCCCCGCUCUCUUUGCGAGAGGCAUUUCUUGGGGGUCUUCAGCAAAGUCCGUUUCUGCAGCGGCAAGAAAAGACCCGUUCGGCGGCGACCAGAUGCACCCUCGAAACCUCCACAGGUGUCCCAUAAGGGCUGCAGGCUAGAGCCACAGCUGAAAGGCAUCGUGACACGACUGUUCAGCCAGCAGGGCUUCUACCUGCAGAUGCAGCCGGAUGGAACCAUCGACGGCAGCAAGGACGAGAACAGCGACAACACCCUGUUUAAUCUUAUUCCUGUGGGUCUGAGAGUGGUGGCCAUCCAGGGGGUGAAGAGUGGCUUUUACAUUGCCAUGAAUGGCGAGGGCAUGCUCUACAGCUCGGAGGUGUUCACCCCAGAGUGUAAGUUCAAGGAGUCAGUUUUUGAGAACUACUAUGUGAUCUACUCAUCCACUGUGUACCGACAGCAGGAGUCAGGUCGGGCCUGGUUCCUUGGUCUCACCAAGGAGGGACAAGUAAUGAAGGGCAACCGGGUCAAGAAGACUAAGCCCUCAUCGCACUUUGUUCCCAGGCCAAUUGAAGCCUGGUAUAAUUGUCCCAGCCUCACACCUGACCUUGUCUCUGUCUGCACAUCCAUCUCUUCAAUCUACUCUCCACUGUCCCCAUUCUCCUCUCCUCUCCUCUCCUCUCCUCUCCUCUCCUCUUGUUUCCAUCCCUUUCCCUGGCUUUCCAUCUUUUCCACAGUUUGUAUGUACAGGGAGCCAUCACUGCAUGAGAUAGAGGACAAGCACCGCUCCAGGAAGAGCUCAGGGACUCCCACCAUGAAUGGAGGGAAAGCUGUCAAUCAGGACUCCACAUAGCAUCUGAGGGAGGGGCUUCCAGCAGGGGGGAGAGGCCUCGUCCUGAAUGAAGGGAAGGGGCCAAAGGAAACUUCACCCGUCCCUCCCAAUGUACGCACCACCAUGGCCCGUGACAAACAGAGGGGUUUAUGAUGACAACGAGGAGCUAUUGCUGUACACCCAAGACAACGAAAACAAAAACUGAAGUCUUGCCUGUGAAAACCUUUUAGAUGAAUUAAUAUGAA